AUGGCCGAAUCGCUCAGUAAAGCUUCACCAGACAGACUGGAACAUCAUCGAGAGUUUCGACAUCAUGGAGAUCUAGUGGUUUUCGGGUUUCAGCGUCUGCGAAGGAAAUAUCAUCCAACAACGGCCGAGCGUCCUGGCUCACCGUACGUCGAACACGCUCUCUCGGCUCUCUCGAUUGACAAAGUCACAACGCAGAAAGCGCUCGCGAAUCAGCUGCAAUCUAGCAUUCUGCCUCCUCUGGAAGAACACAUCACCUCUCUAUUGUUGGCACUAGACGUCUCCAGAUUACGAAAUGAACCUGGACCAAAUCUCAGUCUCGUCUUACAGAUCCAAGCGGACCUUAAUUACCGUUUGGAUCAAAUUAAAUAUCUCAUUGCCACCCUAUAUCCAGAACCUACAUCCGUGCCGAAUCGAACCGAUGACCAUGAUCUUGAAGAAUUCAAAGCAUAUAGACUUAGUCACCAGAAAAUCAACUCUGAAGGGAUGCUGGCCUUGUGCAUGUGUGGUAUAUUUGACGCGGCAAAUGAACUCAUCAAACAGAUGAACCUUUCAUCAACUCCAUCCGUGGCCGGUGGCGAUACAUGUUCUCUUGAAAAAACCUUUCAUGUGUCUGUUUGUUAUGCGUUCGCUACGAUCGAGGUGAUGUCAGAUUGUUUCCAAGUAUCUGAGCUUGCGCUGGUCCAGAAUUCAUGGAGAGGUGGAAGAACUUCCAUAAGAGCCACCCUGCAGUCUACCAUCGAGAAGCUCACUCCAUCCUUCAAUCCAACAAACGUCGAAAACCAGUCGCAGCCUCCCCCCAAAUUCAUCGGCGCGAAGGAGAGGCUGCUCGCACCCCCCGAGCACGGGAGGCCCGAGGGAUUGUACAGCUCGAAGCCGCCCCCGCCGCGCCAGUACCCCGCUGCGGGAGGAUGCACCUCGAGGCUUGUGGACUGUGAAGGGGACGAUCCACGAAGUACUGGGGAAGAACUCUAA
Messenger RNA from Puccinia triticina, 972 nucleotides. RefSeq lists its product as uncharacterized. Bases 1 to 972 code for a protein of 323 amino acids. The record is from RefSeq and is a predicted model, not a curated record. Lineage: Eukaryota; Fungi; Basidiomycota; Pucciniomycetes; Pucciniales; Pucciniaceae. The transcript is spliced from 3 exons.